Messenger RNA from Jaculus jaculus (lesser Egyptian jerboa), 3226 nucleotides. RefSeq names its product RAD51 associated protein 2 (gene Rad51ap2). Lineage: Eukaryota; Metazoa; Chordata; Mammalia; Rodentia; Dipodidae. The record is from RefSeq and is a predicted model, not a curated record. The coding region runs from base 1 to 3213 and encodes 1070 amino acids. The transcript is spliced from 3 exons.
AUGGCGUUGAGGCGCCCCUCGCCGCAGUCCGCGGCCCCUGCAGGACGUCUUCCGUCAGGAGGGUCUCCCGCCCACGCAGACUCCCCGCCGCCCCGGAGCAAGCGGCCUCGCUUGGACGAGCCUGGAGGCGUGGGCGCGGCGGGGCGGUGGCCGCCUCAGGUAGACAUGCUGGUCCCCGGCGCGCCGUCCCUCGUCCCGGAGGACGUGGCGCUCCCUCAGCCCCCUGCCCCGAGCACGGGCAGCCCAGCCUGGGCCGACCCCAGCGCUCCUCCCCGAGGCCAGACGCGUAGCUGCGGGCAGCCUCGGCCCCCUGAACGGGCAGGCUGCUCCAGGGCUCCGGAACGUUCUGAAGAGCGGCGAGCGCGCGACGGACUGGCCCCGGCCGUGUCCCUGGGGGCCGCUCUCUGCUGUGAAGAGGGGCAGGCGGCCCCUCACGGGGUCAACGGCGCGAGCAAAGCCGACCGUGUUAUGCCGUCAAGUGAGAAAGAAAAGAGCGUUUCACCGUCUGUGCUAAAAGUGUCAAAGUUUGAAAACCCGCGGAACUUGGAAACCUCCAAACCCAGCUAUUUUAGAGAUAGCAUCACAAUAACCAUCCCUCACUUUCCAGAAGAUUUAAAUAGCAACGUGUCCUUUGUCUAUUUAAAGGAAAUAGCAAAGAAAAGGAAUGACAAAUUUGUGGCAUAUGUUAGGGAUUUCACAAACAUUUACUGGUCCCAAAAUAGACCUGAUGCUAAGAAGCGAAAGUUACAGGAUGAUAAAAAAAUUGUAGUUGUAGAAAAUGAUUUUUCUGACUCUUAUGAAAGUAAUCAGCCACUCAACAACCAAAAUAAUUUUGAGGCAAAAAGAGGCUUGAUCAGUAUAAACUACUAUCACCACAAUGGUAUCAAAUAUAAUGUCAGAGACUUUAAAAAGAAUUUCAUUUUAACCAUAGAAAAUGACAAUUGGGAAGAGGCAGAAAUGAACUCAUACAGUUACAUACCUACUAGGUUGGGAAAAUCUCAAAACUGGGACAAUAACGUUCACCCAAUCUUGCAAAGAAAGAGGAAAGAUUGUUGGAUUAUGGAAAAUGUUAAGACUAAUUGUGAAAAUAUGAAAAAACUCACAGAAAAUUUGAAUUUGGUACAACUACAAGGAGGAGACCAUUUAAACAAGGAAGAUUAUCAAAGAACAAGCAUAAGUAUGCAUAAACAGCAAUCGAAACUUCAGAUGAUAGGAACUUUGAGUAACCUCCAAAAUUUAAUAAUAGUUCAGUUAAAUGAUAAGGGACAAAAUGACAAUAUGCUACAGUUGAGAUACUUUCAUUUAAGAAAACAUUUUCAAAGUCUUAUUACAGAAAUUUAUUAUUUCCUUAGAAGUAUUUUAGGAAAUAAAAAAGAUAGCAGUGUUUUAACCUGGUUUAAGAAGUUAAAAUGUGAAAAGCAAAUUGGUGUUCAAAAUUUAAUAACCAGGAAUAUGAAUGUCAAUAUAAAGAGUGGCAAAUAUUUACAAACUAGCGUGUUAGAAUAUUUACAUACAGUUGUGAAUGUUUAUAUAAUUAUUUUGCUCAAGAACUUCAGUUGUUUUUUAAGAACUGAAAAUGACUGUGAAUUACAAGAGAGUUCCAUUUUCAAAUGGAUAGUCCAAAAUUAUCUAGAAAAUAUUUUAAUGGAAAGUCAUACUGUAUGUCUAAAAAGUAUUUUAACUUUUUCAAGACUAUUUGAAAAUAAUCUAAAACCUAACUCAAGGAAGAGAAAGCUAUUAAAUACUGGACAAGCACUUGACAAGUCUAAGAAACAAAACAUCAAUUCCUUCAGUGUAACAACUAAAAAUAAAAGUUUUGAAAUUUUUGAAACAUAUAAAUUUUUUCCUAUUUUAAUGGAUUUUGAUAAUAUAGAAGAAAGUACUUUGACAAGAGAAUCUAGUUAUGAGAAUUCAAGUCAUCCUGAACAAUUUGUGGAUGUGGAAAAUUGGUCUCCCUAUAGUUUUAAUAUUGUUAAUACACAUGUAAAGUCUGGUCCCGAGUUUACACAGAACAGUCAUAGGCAUAUUAAUGAAAUAAACAUGAAUGAUCAUGAUUCAUGUACCAAAAGAAAACAAAAGAAUAAGACCAGUCACUUCAAUUUUAAGUUUGUAUUUGAAGAUGUCUUCAGUGUUAAGAAAUGGGUGAUGUCUUCAAGUCAAAACACAACACAUGAACAAAUGAAAGCCAUGACUGUAACUCAGGAGUCAAGUUGUGAGAGCUUAUCAAGUGAAAUAGAAGAGAAAACAUAUGACUUUAUUUGGGAGAAAGAUGUAAAAGCCAAAGCACAAGGUUUAACAAAUAGUUGUCAACUUCGUAAGGAUAACAAGAUGGAAAAAGAAGAGAAGGAUAGUUUUCCUUCAAUGGAUGGCACAUAUUCUGUUCAGUCAAUUUCAUUACUGAGUAAGAAAGCCAGUGUUGAAGAAACUCAACCUGCUAAUAAAAAUAAUGGAGCUGACGGAAAUGAGGAUAAGAGUAUUUUGCACGAGUGUGAAUUAGCUAAUUCAAAGUAUUUUUAUCCAAAGAAUGACUCUAUAUUGUAUGUUAAUUGUCAAUUUGAAAGUGAUUCAAGUGAAGAGAACAAUGAACGUUUUCAAGACUUAACUGCUGAGUGUUUAUCAACAGAAGCUUUGACAAUAGCAAAAGAUUUCCAGAUGAAGAGUAAGUUUGAUUUAGUACUUGAAGAGCUCCGUAUGUUUCACGAAAUUAGUAAGGAAAAUGAAAUGCUAAGCAGUGUGGCAAUAUACAACAGGAAAGAAAAUUACUUGGGAGCAAGUAAUGAUAGUGAAAAGGCAAAAGUAGCAAGCCAAAAAGAUCUGAAAGUGGCUGAAACUAACACAAUAUAUAUAUCUUCUUUGUCUUGUGACAUGAAAGCAGGUUCUAAUAUGCAUAAAAAGCAUCAAAGCUUGUUUAAGUGGAAAGCAGUACCCAAUAAUGGAGAACAGGAAGCUACCAAUGAGUACUGUUAUCCAGCAGGACCGGAGGAGGAAUUACUCCAUGCUACUUCCAAGGAAGAUUUUAAGAAACUACCUAAAAGACGUGCUUUUUGCAUUGAUGAGUGCAAGGAAGAAAUAUAUAAUUGUUUAAUGAAGGGAGGCAGCUGUUUUUCACAUGGCAUUUCCAGAGUACAACCUCUUAAGACAUGUAGCAGACCCAUCAGGGUUGGCUUGUCAAGAAAGGCUACACUGAAGCAACUCCAUCCCUACCUGAAGUAAAUGAGUCUGAAGA